CUUCCGAUCGAAGAUCUUCCUGACUGGGCCCAGCCAGCGUUUGCAGGUGCGACGCAUUUGAACACGAUCCAGAGUAAAGUCUACAAGGCUGCUUUUCGUGGCAACGCUAACCUGCUUAUGUGUGCACCCACAGGAGCCGGCAAGACGAAUGUGGCGCUUCUGACGGUUUUGAAGCUGAUACACCAGAAGUUAGCUGAUAACGACGGAAAGUUGGAGCUCUUUCCAGACUUGGCAGGUGGAGGGAAGAAAGGCAAGGGGAAAAAGGUACUACCUCCGCUUCUCUUCGUGACGAGGUUAACUCUCUCUCCCUUUCUCUCGUUACCAUUUCUGGUACUAAUCUCGCGCUUAAUAACGCGUUACUAUCUUCGUUCGUAUUUUCGCGCUUAACGCGUUACUAUCUUCGUUAGUGUUUUCGCGCUUAACGCGUUACUAUCUUCGUUCGUGGUUCCAUGCAAGAAGGAACCAAGAACAUCAGCAUCCAGCACUCUCUUCAAGAUAAAUGAAUCGACUAGGGCAAAAAGGGCAAAGGAGGUGACGACGACGAUGCCGCUCCGGGUGUUUUCAAGAUGGUCUACCUUGCUCCGAUGAAGGCUCUUUGUGCGGAGGUUGUGGAGAAGUUUUCUUCCAAAUUGGCUCAUUUGGUUAAGGCUCAACUUUCAAUGGUCACCAUUUAGAUUGGAGUCACCAUUUAGAUUGGAAGAGGCGGCCCCUUGUUGAGAGAACCCCCAACAGGGAAAUAAACGAAGGGACGCACAAAGGGGAGAGCUUUGAAGGGGGGUCUCUUCCCUUUGUUCCCUUCGUUUUUUUCCCUGUUGGUUCUCUCAACAAGGGGCCGCCUCUUCGAUCUCAGUGACUCCAAUCUAAAUGGUAACCAUUGAGUGCUGAGCUUUAAUUUGGGCAUCCAAGUCCGCGAAAUGACGGGAGAUAUUAGCCUGAGUAAACAGGAGUUGGACCGAACACACGUGAUCGUGACUGUCCCCGAGAAAUGGGAUGUGAUGACCCGCAACACAACUAGUGGCGGAGGCUCUGGCGAUGAGCACUCGAUUCAGCGACUCACGGAGUUAGUCAUCAUUGAUGAGAUCCAUCUUCUCCACGAGAAUCGUGGCGCAGUGAUCGAGUCUGUGGUCGCGCGAACGUUGAGAUACCAAGAAGCCACUGGACACACCUGCCGUUUAGUGGGUCUAUCUGCCACGUUGCCAAAUUUUGGCACCGUUGGAGACUUCCUUCAUUGUCCACCAGAAAACAUCUUCUACUUUGACGGAAGUUACCGCCCGAUUCCUCUAGAACAGACCUUCAUCGGCAUUAGGAAGAAAGCAUAUUCGAAAAGCAAAGCCGCAGAACAGAUGAAAAUCAAGCAACAGAUGGACGAGCUAUGCUUUGAAGAAAUCCUUUCAGCAGUAGCGCAAGACCACCAAUGCAUGAUCUUUGUGCACAGUCGAAAAGACACCUACACAACGGCGAUCAAAAUGAGUGAACUCGCUUCUCAAAGAAACAAGAGUCUGGCCUUUCAGAACGCCAAAGAAUCUACCUGCAAAGACCAAAAGACGUUUGGCAGAUGGGUCAAGGAAGCGGAAAAAGCUAAGUCCAAGGAAGUCCGCGAAUUAUUCUGGAAGGGCUUCGGUGUUCAUCACGCGGGCAUGCUCCGAGGGGAUCGUAGCACGACGGAACAAAUGUUUUUCGAUGGCGCGAUCAAAGUCCUGGUCUGUACAGCGACUCUAGCCUGGGGCGUCAACCUGCCUGCGCGCAAAGUCGUGAUCAAGGGAACGCAGAUCUAUAUGCCGGAUAAAGGCGGCUUCAACGACAUCGGAAUUCUAGAUGUCAUGCAGAUCUUUGGCCGAGCUGGGCGACCUGGGUUGGACACGAUGGGCCAAGCGACGUUGAUCACAGAGAAAACCGAGGCCAUGGACAGCUAUUUGCGAAGGCUAAACCAUCAAGUUGCCAUCGACAGUAAGUUCCUAGGCACGUUUGCAAACGCUUUGAACGCUGAAGUUGCCAUGGGGAAUCUUCACUCUCUUCAAGACGGAGCGGAAUUUUUGACCUACACCUACCUGUACCAACGCGCGAAGCAGUCGCCAGUAGAGUUUGGCCUAAGUCAGGAACAGCUUCUGACAGACCCGCAAUUAAAACGGGCGCGGCGAACCUGGUGCAAAGUUAAGGUCAACAUUUUUUAGUGUGCAUCUUUCUCGGCAUCUUGGUGCCCUUUUGUUCCCUUGUAUUCUCAUGAAAUACAACAAGGUCCAAGGGGUGGCCCAGAUGCGAGGGCCGAGAUGCAAGCUAGCAGACUCUAACAAAGAAGCGGCUCAAAAACUCAAUGACGCCAGGCUGAUACGCGUCGACGCCAGUGACAACUACUACAGUACGGAUCUGGGUCGGGUGGCCGCGAAGUACUACCUGGAUUACGAGACAGCAGAGAAUUUUUCGAAGAACAUGACGACGCACUUCAAGGAUGAGCAAAUUUUGUUACUCUUUGGCGAGGCGACGGAGUUUAAGCAACUGAGAGUGCGUGAUGACGAAGUGUCCGAACUCGAUGCCUUGAGGUCUGACAAAGAUUAAGGCUACCUAUAGUGCAUCCUCUUCCCCAGCGCCAUCCUUGCUUGGCUCUUCUAUUUUCUACUUGAAAAUAAAGAAGGCAACAUAACAAGGAUGCUCCUCCCAGGUGGGAUGCGAUUGCGAAGGCGGUAGCUCUAAAGAGAGGUCUGCAAGGUGAAAAUCACUGGGCCAAUCGACACUCCAGCCAUGAAAGUCGCUGUCCUACUUCAAGCUUGGCUAUCCAGGAAGAUGAUCCAAUCUUUCUCGCUUUCCUCAGACGUGAACUUCAUCACGCAAAGCGCUGGGCGGUUGUUUCGCGCCAUGUUCGAGAUCACGUUGACGCGCGUGACGGGACUGAGCAAUAUGAGCGAAUCGCUGUUGGAGUGGACCAAGCGGAUGGAAUAUCGGAUGUGGCCGGAUCAGCAUAUGCUCCGCCACUUCUGCUACGCGCCAACGUGGAACCGCAAGGACAAGCAAGGACUGGUUGGCGGUGUUUUGAUUAUGGCUCUCAAGUGUUCGGUUUAUUCUUUGAUCAGAAAUUUUGACUUUUUGUGAAGUAGUUCAAGUUCUCAGUACUUCUGAACAUUGAGAGUGAGAAUGAUUCAGAAGGAUUCGUCUCUAAGUCCGAAGAAGACACCUGCGACCGGUUAGAACAGAAGCGGCAUAUUGCGGAUUGGGAGGCCUUGUGGGAUAUGGAAUGGGACGAACUCAGCUACCUGAUCCCCAACCGUCAAGAAGCUACCGCCGUUUGGAAGUACACGUAUCGCGUACCUUACUUGUCUGUGCAACACACGGUGACGCCUGUGACUGGGAGCAUCAUGCGCAUCAGGCUGAAUAUCAAGCUUCAUGAGCAUUGCGAAUGGAGCGACAAUUGGAGUGGGUCGUUCGAGCCUUGGUUUAUCUGGGUGGAAGAUCCUAGAGCCAAGGAUAUUUUGCAUUCGGAGGAAUGGAAACUGCGGAAGACGGAGAAAGACGAAGAAGCCGUUGUCUCCUUUGUAAUCCCGCUACAACAACCCCAUCCUCCGCAGUACGUGAUUACGAUUAUUUCGAGUCGUUGGGUCGGGUUGAAAACAGUGAUGGAAUUUUCCGUGAGCCACCUGUUACUCCCAGCUGGUGGGGAGAACAUGCACACGCCAUUGUUGGAGUUGUUUCCUCUACCGAAAACGGCUUUACAAAACCGAAACUACGAAAACCUGUACAACUUCUCGCACUUCAAUCCAGUGCAAACACAGGUCUUUCACACGUUGUAUCAUACGAAUCACAACGUUUUGGUGGGAGCCCCAACAGGAUCUGGUAAAACGAACAUGGCUGAACUAGCGAUACUGCGGUUGUUCAACUUAUGGAAGGAUAUCAACGUCUGAAACUACAAUAGGAACCUGUUCGUAUAUAGUACAUUCAAAGUCCUCGUGCACUUUCUCUUAUUUCUCUCUAGAAGCGCUGAAUCAACAUAGUUGAUCUUGAUAUAUUUGCGAAUCGUAAAUCAUGUGCACUUCAAGAAGCUGAUUAUUUCUCUUCUUUCCUCCUCUAAGGCCGCACGCUCCCGAGCAAAAGGUCAUCUACAUUGCGCCACUCAAGGCUCUCGCCAAAGAACGGAUGACCGACUGGAGUACGCGAUUUGGCAAGAAACUUGGCAAGAGCAUUGUCGAACUGACGGGUGAUUUCACUCCGGAUGUCACAGCUUUAGACGCAGCCCAACUGAUCAUCACUACACCCGAAAAGUGGGAUGGUAUCUCACGACACUGGCAGUCACGUGCGUACGUGCAAAGAGUGGGUCUUGUGGUGAUCGAUGAGAUCCACUUGCUGGGACAGGAUCGAGGACCUGUUUUGGAAGUGAUUGUCUCCCGAAUGAGAUACAUCUCCGCGAAUUUGGACGUGCCAAUCCGCUUUGUGGGGUUGUCGACUGCAUUGGCGAAUUCCCAUGACAUCGCGGAUUGGUUGGGCAUCGGCAUGGUGGGGUGCUUCAACUUCAAACCUUCGGUUCGGCCAGUGCCGAUGACAGUCCACAUCCGCGGCUUCCCGGAGAAGCACUACUGUCCCCGAAUGGCCACCAUGAAUCGUCCUUGCUACGACGCGAUCAAGAACCACUCGCCGACGAAGCCAACACUGAUCUUUGUGUCGUCGCGCCGUCAGACCAGGUUGACGGCAUUGGACAUCAUCGGUUUGAUGAACGCGGAUGAGCAAGCUGAAGCAGCAAGAGCAGAGAUGGAGGCUGAUGCGGCCAGUAUGGCUUUGGCUGCUGGCGCGGGAGGAAUGAGCUAUGCAAAAGUAGCGGGGAUGAACACAGGUACUAUGAUAUUUAUAAAUAUUUAA
Molecule: messenger RNA, 4839 nt
Organism: Amoebophrya sp. A25
Lineage: Eukaryota; Dinophyceae; Syndiniales; Amoebophryaceae
Source: the annotation of a GenBank genome assembly